AUGGACAACGGGACGGGGCUGCCGCCGCCGCCGUGCAGCGGCAGGCUUGCCAUGGACGGAUCCUCGUGCAAGAACUGACACUCGUCUCCAUAAAAGCAGGUCUUGUCCUUCGCGUAAUAUCGGCAAAACUUCACUUUGACAUUGGGUAUCCCGGCACCCCCAAGCGGAGCAGCUGAAGCUGGGAGUCCACUGUUCAUGGCACCGCUGCUGCCGCCGCCGCUGCUGCCGGAAGACACUCAAACAUAGAGAGACGCAGAUAGCUAGCGAGCUAGCCAGCUAGCUUGCAAACAGUUUCCCCUUAAAGGAACGGAUAAAUAUCACUUCAGCUGGUGGAGAACACUUAAGACGCUGCAGUACUCACAUUAUAAGGCUAAGGUGCAUGGUGGUUUAAGAAAAUAUCGUUGCAUGCUUGGAGUCCUGGUCGUCGUUGUUAUCGCUAUCCAUGCAGCUGCCGUCUUCGCAAAGUAGCCUGUUGUUGUUUUUUGGUCGCAGUCAGGCUGCUCUGCUAGGCACAAGCUAGCAUAGCUUUGCAUUGUGGGUAUUACACCGUCUGGAAGAGUUUACCUGCUGCAAGCUGCAAAUUGGACUUGCAGAGCGGAGAGAUUGUGAAUGCAAACGAAUAUUUAAGAUGAAGGGGUGGAGAGGUUUUGAGUUUGCAGGAUCAAGCUCUUCAGUCUGUGCUUUCAGUCGUCAGCUGAAUUGAUUUCAUUGCAAUAAAUAAUAACAUAUGUUAAAUUAUAUCCGAGGUUAUGACGCAGAUUAUUGCUUUAACUUAAUUUAUAUAAAUGUACAAAAAUAGACGUAGGAGAAUACAACAUCAGGACUAAAAACAAGAGAAGGUCAAAAACUAAUAGAGAUCAGAUAAGUUCAUUUAAAUAUUCAGGGAAAGACAUAUUAGAUUAUGACAGUAAUUGAGAACAUAUAAAGCAGCCUAAUAACACCUCUCUUUUCAAUAAGCUUUUGUCUGUCUCCACUAGGUUACAUAAAAAAUAUGUUUGAAGCAUAUUUUACUCAAAAUGAGAAAAACACUGCAGCUGCGCGCACUUGCCAUCUUAUAAAAUAAAAAAACUCGAAAAAGCACAUUUUAAGUUAGUCUAUUCUUCGGUUUUUUUUAAAAUGUUUUUGCACUUCAGAUAUUGCAGGCGUGGCUGAAAACGUCAACAAUAAAGUGUUACUUCCCCUGUUAAAAAGCUAGGCACACAUCUCAAAGUUUCGAUGUCUGAGCGUACAUUUGAGUAUGUGACACUGACAGAAAGAGCAUCAACACGGAGGCAGAAAAACAUGAUUGCGGCUGUUCUGCUGUGUGCUGUGGUGCUGCACUGCUCUGAUGGUGUGGCGGUGCAGAAUCAGCAUUGCAUGACCAGUAAUGAGGUGACAUUCUUUGUUCCAGCAGACUAUGUGAAUUCAUCUGGUCCUGUCAGCGUAGAGGCCUGUGUUGGUAAGAAACUCAACAUCUCCCUGGAGCACUUAUCUGAAUACCCUGUUUGCGACUGGAUCAGAGGAGUAGACCAAGUACUGACAGUAAAUGGGAGUCACUCCAUGGUCCUACCACCGCUCUCUCAGACAGAUUCAGGGGAGUACACGCUGAGCUGUAAAACUAGCAAUGAGACCUGGUCAAUGAAAGUGUCUCUUUGUGUAAAGGGACGUCCCACAAAACCAAAGCUGACACUGGAUCGCCUAGAACACCAAAAGAAAUCCCCAUAUUUCAAAUGCAUCUCUGAGGGCUGCCCAAAGCCAACUAUUAAUUGGUCUGGAACGCGCACAAAGCCUGGGGAUUCUAUAUCCAGCAGUCUGUAUGCUGAGAGUGGAGUGAUGUGCUGUGCCAGUAACACAGAAGGACAAGAAUGCUCCCAACUGUAUGACUACGACCUAGGGAGUGACUCAGUGAAAAGUGACGAAGUUUCUAAUGUGACUUUGAGCACUGGUCAGUCUUUACUGCUUCGCUGCCGAAUAAAGUCUCAACAGUCACCUGAGUGGAAGAAUGGCAGCCAAAUAAUGGAUGCCAAAACAAUCGCCUGCUCUAAAGCCAAGAAGAAGAUUUGCAUUAAAAAUGACUUACAUUUGGGAUAUUGGAUGGCCUACCUGUUCAUAGAAUCACUUGAUGUGGAGCACAGUGGCACAUAUACCUGCAGUUUUCCAAAUGUCAAACCAAAGUUAGUCCACAUUCACGUAAAGGCUGAAGAUUUCAUCGAUUUCAAGCUGGAUCAGAGCAAGGAAGUUCUGGCUCAGAACGUAUCCAGCUCCUGUUUGCAAGCCAAUGUUUCCUACCGCCCUGUGCUCAACAACUGUUUCUGGGAAGCUCCUGAUAAAACUAGGACUAAAUGCAUCAGGGACAGCUGGGUGACAGAACACAGAACUGUGAAGCUAUGUAAUCAACUCAAAUCAGGACUUUAUAAGUUACACUUGGAGGCUGGAGGAAAAAAACAAACAGCGAAUAUAUCAGUGUGUGUUGUGGACAAUCCGGACUUUAAAUUCAGUAGUAUUGGGGGUAACAUAACCGUUGAGACUGUGAGUCUUGUGCCAGCAAAUUAUACGUGGAAAUCUUGUUCCAACGACAGUUGUCAAACAGUCGAAAAUGCAGGUCAGACAGUGGAGGAAGUCUCCUGUAACAAGACAAUCAAGAGCUCCCUACAUACCAAUCUAGUGAAAGGACACAGUCUUAAGUUUUGCCUGGAAAACUCAGUUGGCUCCUGGUGCAGUCCUCAAAACACCAUAUUGUACCAAGCACCUUCAGUCAAAGCUGUCAAAGGUCUUCCAAAUAUUGAUGACGGCAGCUUGAUGGUGCUGAAAGUAGGCAGUAUGCUUCUGCUUCUGGCAUUGGCAGUAGUUAGUGUGGUGCUCAUGUACUUUGUCAAAAAGAAGAAACCCCAGUACAAGCCGCAGCUUCAGAUGAUCCAGAUGGUUGGACCCAACGACAAUGACUACAUCUACAUAAACUUCAAUGACUUUGAGUAUGACCUGAAAUGGGAGUUUCCCAGGGAGAACCUCGAACUGGGUAAAGAACUGGGCUCUGGGGCUUUUGGCAUGGUGGUCCAGGCUACAGCGUAUGGCAUCAGCAAACCUGGAGUCUCACAGCAGGUAGCUGUCAAGAUGCUUAAAGAAAAACACGAGACGAUGGAGAAGGAGGCUCUGAUGUCAGAGCUCAAGAUGCUGACUCACAUCGGUCAACACGCCAACAUUGUUAACCUGCUCGGGGCAUGCACAGACACAGGACCCACAUACCUGAUUUUCCAGUACUGCUGUUUUGGAGAUCUACUGAACUACCUAAAGAAAAACAGAGACCGCUACCACAAGUCUGUCACUGAUGCUUUCAAUAAGGACCGUUUCACCAGCCUUUACCACAACCUGCAGUGCGGGAAGGGCUCUAGUGAGCUGGACACACCUUUGGACAAUUACAUUCCCAUGCACUGUUCUACCACCAGAGGGCAGGAGGACAUCGCCCUCCUCACUCUCAACUUCGGUGACAUGGACAGCUUUGAAGACCCAGAGAUCUACAAAGACCCAGAUGAUCAGACAGUGGACAUGCAAGCCCUGACCUUUGAUGACCUGCUCAGCUUCGCCUUCCAAGUGGCCAAAGGCAUGGAGUUCCUGUCCUCCAAGAACUGUAUCCAUCGAGACCUGGCAGCCCGAAACGUGUUAGUGACAAAGGGCAGACUGGUGAAGAUUGGUGACUUUGGACUGGCCCGGGACAUUGAAAACGACUCCAACUAUGUCGUGAGAGGAAAUGUGCGUUUGCCAGUGAAGUGGAUGGCACCGGAGAGCACCUUUCAGGGGAUAUACACCAUGAAGAGUGACGUCUGGGCUUAUGGCAUUCUGCUCUGGGAGAUCUUCUCACUCGGUGUUACUCCGUACCCAGGAAUGAAGGUGGAUCACACGUUCUAUUCAAUGAUUGAGAGAGGAUUUAAGAUGGAGUGUCCAUACUACGCCGACGAGUCUGUGUACGGGAUGAUGUGCAAGUGUUGGGCCCUGGAUCCCUGCAACCGGCCAUCUUUCUCCAAACUGGUGUCCUUCAUGUGUGAUAUGCUGACAGACAGAGAGGAGAAGCUCUACCAUAACAUGCUCGACCAGUCAUCCAGCGACUACCAGAAUGCACCGGCCAUUUUGGACAUUUCCGCCUUGACAAGACAAAGCGAGAACAAGACGCAGACAGCCAAUAACUACUGUCGAACCCAUGCGACUGAAGAGAGCAAAGUAGACACCGUGGCAGCUGAGGAGGAGCUUCUGAAGCCGUCUGAUACAGAGUGAUCCCCUAUCACUGAAAGCCUGUUGACCAAAUGUUCAAAGCAUUUUAUCUAACAAUAGUUACAGGAGACUGCAUUUGCUUUAUAUUAUAUUAAAAAGUUUUACUCGGGACAUGUAGCAUAUAUUUAACAUACCUUUUCAGGAUCUCCAGAAGUAACCAAACAUACAAUGUUUUUUUUUUCUCCCCUACGGGAUUUGAGCGAAUUAUAUUCUCACUGACAAUGUGGUCUGAAUGUAAAUACUGACUUUUUUAUCUUUUUAUUGUGCAGCUAAAAGUGAAAAAAGGAUCCCUAAAAUUCUCAGGACUGUAUAAUAUAGGGGAGCACGGGGCACAAGCUAACACGGGGUAAGAUGUAACACAGACAUUAUACGUUGUUGCACAGGGUCGAGCAGAUUGUGUUUCAGGUCAGUUUAUCAAAGAGAUUACCUUAAUAACCAUUUUUUUGCCUAAAAUGUAGUACAGCUGACCAACUUAAAGACAAACUCAGCAGAGUGGGGUUACAACCAACCCCUAUCAAUAUUUACAUAUAUAUUUUGAUGUGUGGAUACAUUCCAUCUUUCCCUUGGGCCCACCAUUUGAAUAUAAAUCCAUGAUAGACCAUAAUUUAGAUGAAAAGACAUCUCUCUUUCUUUAUAUGAUAUAUAUCAUGGAUGGAAAGUGAUAAUAUCUACAAAUAUCUACUUAUCUAUUUAUCGACUCAUGAUGGUUGAGGGUUAAAUGGAUGUGUGGAUAUCUGUCAUAUAUAGAUCCAUAAAUUAUUCACCUAUAAUAUAUACAUAUAAUUUAAUUUAAUCAGAUAGAAUUUUUUGGAUGAACAGAAUAUUCUAGCAAGUGUUACAACUAACCCCACACAUGGGAGAAGUUGUAAAAUUUCACUCCCUCAACAUUCAGCACAAUUGUACAAGAACGGUAGGUCCCAGAAAUAAACUUCAAGUGUUCAUUUGUAGCAGAGAUGUGUGUUGCUUGUAUAAAAAUAUGAUUAAUCAAACGCAAAUGUUUUUCAGUUAUUUAGUCCAAACCAAAAUGUGUUAGGUUGUGCCACUCUUCCCUACACAUGUAUUUAGACUUGUAAGCUAUAGCCUAGAGUUGUCACUCUUUUUCUACAUUCAGCCUGUAGCAACUGAUCAAGGAUCAAGGUUCAUCCAAUAUUUUUUUUUUUGUUUUAUUGUCUUAAGCUACAAUGCAUAGACCUAUAGAAACAACCUUUUGCCUUAAAAUACUGUCUUAUAAAUAUAAUUGUAAUGGUAAUUAUUUUGUUGUGGCCUGUGUUAUCUCAGUUUUGUACACAUUUAUGUAUUUGUUCAAACCAAGCUUCUCUAUUUUAUUUUAACAUUUUUUUUUAAUACAUUAGGCUAUAUUGUCAUGUUUAGGAAUAGCAUUAUACCUGCAAUAAAACGUACUUUUAAUAACAA
Micropterus dolomieu (smallmouth bass) is the source of this 5655-nucleotide messenger RNA. It is a transcript of the gene flt3, whose product is annotated as fms related receptor tyrosine kinase 3. The record is from RefSeq and is a predicted model, not a curated record. NCBI's taxonomy places the organism in Eukaryota, Metazoa, Chordata, Actinopteri, Centrarchiformes, Centrarchidae. Gene Ontology annotation, cellular component: signaling receptor complex. The coding region runs from base 1216 to 4245 and encodes 1009 amino acids. Gene Ontology annotation, biological process: protein phosphorylation; cell surface receptor protein tyrosine kinase signaling pathway; cytokine-mediated signaling pathway. The transcript has 24 exons. Gene Ontology annotation, molecular function: ATP binding; transmembrane receptor protein tyrosine kinase activity.